UUCCGCAGCGGCGCGUCACAUGACCGUCAAACAAGGAAGUGUUGUCUGUAACAGAAACUGGGCCGAGCUUGUGCCUUAUUUCCCCCCUCGGAGGGCUCGCUAACCGCAUUUCACGCUGUUAUAAGGCGCAGAACUGCGGCCACACACGGACAGAGUCGGCAGUUUGCAGCUGAAUUCGGAAAAAUGGCCUCAAUUUGCUGCCGCCGCUCGACGUUACUCAACCGUCUCCUGAUCUGCGUCACCUUGUGGGGCCACCUGAGCAGCGGAGCGUCCGCCGGUUCUUACCGGAGACCCAACAUCGUCCUCAUCCUCACCGACGACCUGGACGUCGCUAUCGGGGGUCUGAAUCCACUGAGCAAGACGAAAAAACUCAUCGGUGAUGAAGGAAUAUCGUUCACGAAUGCAUUCGUUGCCAGCCCGCUGUGCUGUCCGAGUCGAGCCAGCAUCCUGACGGGAAAGUACCCCCACAACCACCACGUCAUCAACAACACCUUGGAGGGAAACUGCAGCAGCAAAGCCUGGCAGAAGAGCGAGGAGGCCCAGACCUUCCCCGCCCUGCUGAGGACCUACGCCAGAUACCAGACCUUCUUCGCCGGGAAAUACCUCAACCAGUAUGGACACGCUGAGGCUGGUGGGGUUGAACAUGUUCCUCCGGGUUGGAGCUACUGGGUCGGACUGGAGAAGAACUCUAAAUACUACAACUACACUCUGUCUGUGAAUGGGAAAGCCCAGAAACAUGGAGCCGAAUACAGUAAAGACUAUCUGACAGACGUACUGGCCAACAUGUCUCUGGACUUCCUCCAGUAUAAAUCCAGCUCCCAGCCCUUCUUCAUGAUGGUUUCCACUCCGGCCCCCCACUCCCCCUGGACAGCAGCCCCUCAGUACCAGGACCGAUACAACAGCACCAAGGCCCCCAGAGACCCCAACUUCAACGUCCACGGGAAGGACAAACACUGGCUGAUCAGACAGGCUAAAACUCCGAUGACCAACUCGUCCGUUCAGUUUCUGGAUGAUGCCUUCAGGAAACGGUGGCGAACUUUGCUGUCAGUGGACGACCUGGUGGAGAAACUAGUGAAGAGGUUGGAGGUCAGAGGUGAACUGAACAACACCUACAUCUUCUUUACUUCUGACAACGGCUACCACACAGGCCAAUUUUCGCUGCCGAUGGACAAAAGACAGCUCUACGAGUUUGACAUCAGAGUUCCUCUCAUGGUCAGAGGACCGAACAUCAAACCCAACCAGACCAGCAAGAUGCUGGUGGCGAACGUUGAUCUCGGUCCGACCAUCCUAGACAUCGCCGGCUACGACGUCAACAAAACCCAAAUGGAUGGGAUGUCCUUCCUGCCUGUUAUGGAGGGGAAGAUGAACGCCAGCAGCUGGAGAACAGACAUCCUGGUGGAAUACGAAGGUGAAGGAAGCAACGUCUCUGAUCCGGCUUGUCCUCUGCUGGGACCAGGAGUGUCGGAGUGCUUCCCAGACUGUGUGUGCGAGGACUCGUACAACAACACCUACGCCUGCGUGAGAACAGUGGCCUCUUCUGCCAACCUGCAGUACUGCGAGUUUGAUGACAACGAGGUGUUUGUAGAAGUCUACAACGUGACCGCAGACCCCUUCCAGCUGAGCAACAUCGCCAAAACCAUCGACCAGGAGAUCCUGGAGAAGAUGAACCAUCGGCUGAUGAUGCUGCAGUCCUGCUCCGGACAGUCAUGUCGAACCCCCGGUGUUUACGACUCAAGGUAUAGAUUCGACCCUCGACAGAUGUUCACCAGCCACAGCUGGCGGCUCAGCAAACUCCGACAGAGGAUGAAAUAAGAAGAGCAGACGAAGGACAGAGGAAGAAGGGCUGUGUCGUGUUUUACAUUCAGCCUUUCCUGCUGUUGCUGCCUUGUUUUUCGGCCUUCGGAGCCAGAAGGUGGAUGGAGAAGGGAUCAAUGGGGCGUAUUUUAGGGAAAUAUAGGUGGGUUGCCGUGGAGAUGGGAGGCCUUUCGGAGUAAAGAACCCACCUUUUAAACUUCCUGUUUGGACGGCUGUUACGAUAGUAAUUGUGAAAGAAAGCGAGAUUACUCAAGACUGAUUUAAAAUGGAAAGCCAUGAUUUCAAACCCUGUAUUCUUUUUAAGCGUCAUUUUGCACUGAACGUCUGCUCGGUCACUCAUUUCUAUUUAAAUCCUUUUUCUUUAAAUAUCUGAUGCCCUGUUUAUUUUCAAAGCAUUUGGGUGGUUCUCAGAAAUUUGGAAACUUAAGUUUACAGCUGGAAGUUACACUAAAAUGGCAACUGUAAAGUAAGUUUUGCUGUUAGUACUGAUAAUGUUCCCAUUAUUCUGUUAUUGCAUUUAACAAAUCUUUCAUUUUCUUGACUGUUACAACAUAUUUAAAGAAAUUAUUUUUCUCUGAGAACUUGUUAUUAAUCUUAAGUUGCAGCCGUGUUUAUCACAAAUUUAAAGACAGUCUUCAAGAAUAAUUCUGGUAUUUUUUAACCGGAGAUCCACUUUCCCAUCGAUUUGGGACUAAAUGAUUAAGAGAGACAAAAAUAUUUGGAUGUUGAGCAGUGCCGAGAUUUAAAAAUACUAAAAUUAUCCUUCACAACAUGCAGUUAAAGGGGCAGCAACAUAAUAUCUUCAACAAUCCAGUUAAUCAAGAAAUCUCAAGUUUUCAGAGCAAAGUGAUUCUUUCAAAGACCUUUAAACUGUAAAAAAAAUCCACAUUGUUACACUCAAGACUCAGUAAGUGGUUAGGUUUAAGAAGAAAUUACCAAAAUUAUGCUAUUAAUUAACCCAAAUGUAUCAUUUGCAAACAGAUUAAUGGUAACUAAACACAUUAAUGCAUCUACUUAAUUUAUCUGUGAUUUUUAAGAGCCUGUGUGAAGCAACUGAAAACACUCUAACCUCCAAAGCUGAUGAGAACCAAUCAAAUGCAGCUAAAAAAAAAUGCUUGGUACGAUCACAUUACCCUUCUGUUCAAUGAGAUUACACUCCUCUGCUGUGGGGACUAAAUCAAAAUUGACUAGUAUGAUCACAAAAUGCUGCACUUUGCAGUCUAGUAGUGUGAUAAUUUGGUAAAUCUAUAAAUGCUACAGUAAAUGGCCGCCACUUCCAAUCAGUGUUGGUUGAUGUUUGGCAGAUAUUUUAAGCAAAUAUCCGAUGGACAGAAGUCUAAUAUGAUCGUAAAGAAACGGAAAGAAGCUCCCUUACCCUAUGAGAUCAAAAAGACAAACAGAAGGAGAAGUUUACUAGAAAACACAUCAACGGGCAUCUUUCCACUGCAGGAAAUCGAGCCUAACAUUUAUAGCUCAGUUAUAGUGUAGAAUCCCCUGGACUCUCGAGGUGACAAUACUUUUACAUUAAACCAGUAGAGAUUGGAAGGUAAUUCAGCUUCUCUCCAGUGAGUCUUUCCUCCAACAGACGGACUCCAACUCUUCUGUCUUGGACUGCAGCUGGCGAUGUUGGAAAACCACAAACUAGAACCAUCUAGUAGAUGGAGAACCGAUUCGAUUGCGGAGCUGAACAAGGACACCAUAAAGUCCAUGACGAGACGGUCGACUACCAUCGCCGGCUGGAGUCCAAGACGGUGAAGUUGAAGCUUCACUGUAGGAUAACAAACACUGGAGAAGCAUCUGAGUAACAACAACCUGCAGGCUUGAAAACAGAUGUGGAACAAUCAGCAAAAUGGAUAUUAAUCACUAUUUUUAGAAAUUGAUAGUAAAAUCAAGGAGACAACAGUGAUCGGUGAGUUUACCGUUGAGUUGAAGUGACAGUUGACCAAUUAGUGGAGAAAAUUCUGAUUUUUAUCAUGAUUCUACCUCAAAAAAGCAUCAUUUGAUCUUAAGACCAAAUCGUCCACCUUUAAUGGAGAAAAUCAAGAUGGUUGCCAUUUGUUGGGUUAGCUUUUUCGGAAAUAUUGCGUUCCUGAUGGGAGUAGUUAAGGAGCAAAACUGCCACUCCAAGAAGGCUGGAAAAUGGCGCCAUUUCUCCAAGUUUAACCAAUCAGCAUUGAGCUUCAGUUUGCAGAUUAUUAGACUCAUCUACCCAAAAGUUGGUCCUUUUUUCUACUAGUGCAACAGUUGCUGCAUCAAACUGACCUGCGAGUUCCUGCAGUGGAAAACCUGUAAUUAUUUAACACAAAUCAGUGCCUUGUAACCCAUAGAAACAACAUCAACCAAAACCUGCAAUUACCCUGUAGCCAUUACUGUUUCAUUAACAUCAGGCUGGAGAGGAGGUGAGAUAAUAAUUAUACACUGAGAGCAGCCAGCAUGAGGUGUGAUAGAGGCUUCAGAAUAAAGGUCACAGACAUCAUUUCCCAGCAAGAGUUUUGCAAAUUUUUGUUAGAAAUGAUCAGAUGCUGCAUUUAAAUUAGAUAACAAGCGGUUGGUUUCAGUUAAACUCUCAAUAAAGCACCUUUGCUGUCUGUCUGACUAAAAGAAACCUCGAUUAUAAGUGUAGAAAUCUGAUUUUCCGGCUCAUUUAACCUGACUUUCAUGUCCUUUAAUAUCAUUUUAGUUCAUUUUCCUCAUAAACAGAAGCAUCUUUUCAUUCAUGAGAGGAAUAAUAGUCAUUACGUUGUGUUUAUUUUUUAACAAAAAAUGUAUGUCCCUGAAUUUGAAUUGAUUAGUGUGCUGAUAUAUUUCAGUUUAACUUUCUAUGUUUAGAGAAAACUAACAAUUUAAAUGAACUCUUUCACCAAUACUUUAAUGUUUAUAGCAUGUAAUUGAGCUGAAAACUAACUUUAGUACGGAAAGAACGGCCUAAUGGGAAGGAGGAAGCAGCAAAUAGGUGCCAAAAGACGUCCUCUUUCAAUAAGCUCAGCUUUAGAUCAAUUGUUGUUUAAAUUAUAAUUAUUUUCGUUUAUAGGUCAGAUGUGGGAAUGUUUAAGGCCAAAUAAAGAAUUUUAAUUGGUCUGUAAACAUUUAAUGUUAAAACAAAAACAUGACAUCCUUCAAACUUUAAGGGAACCUGUUUUUUACUUUGGAUGAUGUUUAUUUUUAUGCCAUAAAGCACUUUUUUAUAUAUAUAUAUAUAUAUAUAUAUAUAUAUAUAUAUACAUAUAUAUAAAAAGUAAUUUCCUAAAAUCCUUCUGUGGCCGCAAUUUGAUAUUUGUUACUUUUAAAACAAAACGUUCGGCAACACUCUUAUUUAUCUGUAACGGAUUAGCUUAGCUUAGCAUUAAAACUCUCAACAAUCAAACAAAAUCUUCCUUCUAGCACCUCUAAAGUAAUGAUUAGUGAGCUUAAGCUGGGCUGGUCUAAUCGUUGAAAGUUUUUUGCUACAGUAGACCCAACAGUCUCCCAGCUGUAGCGGACCAGAGACUGAUUAGCUUAGCUUAGUAUGAAAACUGACAAUUGAACAAAAUUCUCUUUUCAGCACCUCUAAAAUGACAAUUAGUGACCUUCAGUUGUGCUAGUCCCCUUGUUCCCAGUCUUUAUGCUGAGCUAACAGUCUCCCAGCUGUAGCAAACCAGUGACUGAUUAGCUUAGCUUAGCAUAAAAACUGACAAAUCAAGCAAAAUACUUCUAUAUCUAAAGUAGUCAGAAACAUGUGAGCCACUUUCCCUUGUUCCCAGUCUUUGUGCUAAGCUCCUGACUGUAGUUUGCCAGCAGUUAAUUCGCUUAGCAUAGCAUAAAGACUGGGAACAAUAUCUGUCUACCAUGACCUCUAAAAACACAAUUCACAAGUUUUACAGGUGAUAUUAGGCAGAGUUAGGCAAGCUGUUUACCCUUGUUUGCAUUCUUUAUGCUAAGCUAAGGGUCUCCUGACUGGAGUUAGCCAGUAGCUAAUUAGAUUAGCCUAUCGAAGUCUGACAACAAUUUAACAAAAUCUUCCGACCAGCACCUCUAAAGUCUGUAAAGUGAAUUAGUGAGUAUUAGAGCUGCUUUCCCCUCUGUUCCCAGUCUUUAUGAUAGGUUUUCUAAUGGUCUCUUGCCUUAGCUAGCCAUUGGCUACUUAGCUUAGCUCAUUAUGAAGUUUGACAACAAACAAAAUCUUCCUAUCAGCACCUCAAAAUUGGUGAACUGUAGAAGUGCCAGUAGUCUAAGACAGGUAAACGGUUUCUGAUCGUUCAGAGAUUUUAUGCUAAGCUAAGCCAAGCUAUAGGUCUCCUGGCUGUACCUAGUCAGUAGCUUAUUAGCUUAACUUUGUGUGAGUGACAACAGUCAAGCAAAAUUCUUCUUCCAGCACCUUUAGAGCAUCUAAAGUGAUAACUGCUAAGCUUUACAUCUGAUUUUCAACUUGUUCCUGGUCUUUAUGCUAAGCUAACAAUCUCAUGGAUGGAGCUUUACAUGUGAUUAACGAAAGUGACUCUGUAGGAAGUUUGUCUCCCAAAAUGUUGAAUUAUUUCAUAAAUGCUGCCUGUGAAAGACUUCAGAGGGAAAUCCUCGAGUACUAAACGGAGGAAGGUGACGUUCACAAACUCUUCUUCGACUUACAUCCACUUGAUAUUUGUUGUAAACGAUGGAAUCUGUUUUUGUGUGUUGAUUUUGGGUAAAAAAGUAUUUUUAUGACUGACAAACACGCAUCAAACCGGCUGUGAAGCUCUGUUGCUACUGUUGUUGUUCUUGGAUAAUUGUGUGUUCAUGCAGCUCUUUCUUCCUCUGGAUUCAACCUGAUCAGAUUCAUGACUGGACUGAAUUUAAUGUUUCGUGUGAGUUAAACUCCUCCCGAGGCCACCAGACUGAACGUUCACUCUACAGUAUAUGAUUACUUUUUGUUUCAGUUCACUGAUGCACUUUCCAAUCUGUCAGAACUGUUUUGUUGUUUUGGCACCCUUUAGUAUUAUUUUUCAGAGUAGUUUUUGAUGAUGAUGAUGUAUUUUUGGCUUGUGAUUUUGUCCAAAUAAAGAUAUUCUCAAGAGAUCACAGAA
This is a messenger RNA of Acanthochromis polyacanthus (spiny chromis), 6851 nucleotides long. It is a transcript of the gene gnsa, whose product is annotated as glucosamine (N-acetyl)-6-sulfatase a. The record is from RefSeq and is a predicted model, not a curated record. The coding region runs from base 184 to 1812 and encodes 542 amino acids. Gene Ontology annotation, molecular function: glycosaminoglycan binding; N-acetylglucosamine-6-sulfatase activity. Lineage: Eukaryota; Metazoa; Chordata; Actinopteri; Pomacentridae. Gene Ontology annotation, biological process: glycosaminoglycan metabolic process. The transcript is spliced from 14 exons.